CUUGCCGCUUCAGCCAAUCCUAGUGACCUGUCAGACUCAUGAGCGGACCUCGUAACGAAAAGGUAUAAAGUCCUCUUGAUGAUUUCAAUGUAAUGCAUCGACAAAGUACCAGUCGCAUCUCUUAACUCAAACAUCAUGAUCAUGAAGCUUUCUCUUGUCUUCACCACGCUUGCAUCCAUCGCGGUUCUUGUUACAGCGUACCCCACGCAAGGAAUCGCAAAACGUUCCAACGUCGAGAAGCGCGACACGGAGGGACUUGGUGUCUUUGACGAAGACUAUGAAUUCGUAAACUACAAGCGCAAGCGCGACUCGGCGGAACUUGGCGUCCACGACGAAAUCUAUGAGUUCGUAAACUACAAGCGCGCCUCGGAGGAAAUUGGCGUCUUUGACGAAGACUAUCAGUUCAUAGACUACAAGAAGAGGGAAGAAGAGAAGCGCGCCUCGGAGGAAAUUGGCGUCUUUGACGAAGACUAUCAGUUCAUAGACUACAAGAAGAGGGAAGAAGGGAAGCGCACCUCGGAGGAAAUUGGCGUCUUUGAUGAAGACUAUUUCUUCGAUGAGUACAAGCGCUCCUCGGCGGAAAUUGACGUCUUUGACAAGGAAUAUAUCUUCGAGGAGUACAAGAAGAGAGAUGAGGGGAAGCGCGCCACGGAGGGACUUGACGUCUUUGACGAAGACUAUGAGUUCAUAGAGUACUGAACCUGACGCCAGGCUCUACACAGGUCUGGCAUCGCCGCAGCCUCACCAACAAGUUACCCCCUGUAUAUCUACAUAU
This is a messenger RNA of Suillus subalutaceus, 775 nucleotides long. RefSeq lists its product as uncharacterized. Lineage: Eukaryota; Fungi; Basidiomycota; Agaricomycetes; Boletales; Suillaceae. The record is from RefSeq and is a predicted model, not a curated record. The transcript is spliced from 3 exons. The coding region runs from base 136 to 699 and encodes 187 amino acids.